AUGGAGUUGAGUUAUAGAUCAUAUCAAAAAGUGUUAAAUAUCGCACUUAAGCCAAAAGCUACCACUAGCUCUUGUUGUAAAAAAGCUACCACCACCACAAAUACAAACACAAAAAAAGUAAGCAAGCCAAAGCGUGAUGAAAGUCAAAUCAAGAGAAGAACCAAAACAGGUUGUUUGACUUGUCGAAAGAGAAAGAAGAAGUGUGAUGAAGAUAAAGUUAAUGGUAAAUGUCAAGCUUGUACAAGAAACUUUUUAGACUGCUGCUGGCCGGAUCCAAAUGCUAUCAAACCAAAGAAUAAGAAACAAGCCCAAGAACCAAAACCAAAACCAAAACCAACUGAACCUCUUAGUCCAUCAAUGAAAGAAGUUACUUCUCCUAUAAUAAGAUCAAAGAAAUGUGAUAUCAACUAUUUACUACAUCCAGAACAACCAAAGCCAGAAGCUGCUGCAGAACCAAAGGUUUUCAUUCCAUAUCCAAGUCCUACAUUAUCACCUGUUUUCAGUGAAGCUAAACCAGCAACUGAAGUUAGUCAUUUCGCUCUUUCGCCGAUUUACAAUGUCAAUUAUAGACAUCAAAGUAAGGACAGUAAUGUUAGAUCUUUAUAG
Candida tropicalis MYA-3404 is the source of this 606-nucleotide messenger RNA. RefSeq names its product Zcf3p (gene ZCF3). The record is from RefSeq and is a predicted model, not a curated record. The transcript has a single exon. Gene Ontology annotation, cellular component: nucleus. Gene Ontology annotation, molecular function: DNA-binding transcription factor activity, RNA polymerase II-specific; transcription cis-regulatory region binding; zinc ion binding. Gene Ontology annotation, biological process: positive regulation of transcription by RNA polymerase II. Lineage: Eukaryota; Fungi; Ascomycota; Pichiomycetes; Serinales; Debaryomycetaceae. The coding region runs from base 1 to 606 and encodes 201 amino acids.